AUGUCGAGGAGGGGCACCGCUUCGCUGUUCGUGCCAGAUGACUUGCUGGAGAGUACGCUUCGAGCGUCCGUGGAGGAGUCGCGGAGGAAGUCCAAAAGACUGUUUGCUGUGGGGCGAAGGGAGGAAGGCGUGACUGUCGUCGCAGACUUGCUCGAGGCGGAGGACGUCGAUAUGGCGCAGGCGGAACUUCGGCGUCGAGGCGCUGCAGGGACCCAGCAUGGACUGGAGACCGUGGGAGAGAUCGUACACGGUAGAUGCGCGGAGUUGGACGGGGCUCGGCGCACGCCAAAUCUUCGCUUCCGCUUGCUCCGUCCCCAGGAAUCGUCGGCGGACCACAAAACACUGUCCCCCUCGCCCUCCGUCAUACUCUACGCCCCUCCGCGGCAUCUCGAAGCUCUCGCACUCGGCCCGCUCCCGCUCGACUUCCAUCCUGCCAGCUUCGGUCGGCAAAACGUCGAGGGCGACCAAAUCUCCUCGACUCACGGAGCAACCUUGAAGCAGGCCAGCCCGACAAUUGCGAUUGGCAUCCACCUCAUCAACGUUCUCCACCAAGACUCGCAUACUGUCCUCAGCGAAGCGGACAGCUCGCCUACAGCUCCAGCUGCACAAAUUUUGUACAGUUUGCUCCUGCUCGUGCCGGCGGUGCUUCAGGGAUGCGUGCGCAUCCUUUCCGUCCGGCUUCCCCUCCUCGGCCCGCUCAGCGAGCGCACGGCCUUUGCUCGCCAGCUGCAUACGCGCUUCGCACAGGCUGCUUCGCUGCUUCCCAUGUACUUCUCGCUGCGGCGCGAUCUGUAUGGAAGCGCUUCGGCUGAAGCGAGAGUGCAGGCGCACACGACGUACAUCCGUUUCUUCAACCUCGUCUGGCUCGUCGCAAACGACUUCAUCGUUGGAAUGGCGCUGGCCUCCUACGUCCGCGACAACGCCCCAUUCCUCAAACAUUUGGCUGAGAAGCUCGUCAGGGUCUACGUCCUUGCCUACUUGCGCGAACUGCUCGCAUGGCUGAGCAGCUGGCCGAUGGGCGUCAAAUUGAACGAUGAGGUGGCAACAGUCAUCUGCGCGGCGUUCCUUUUCCUCUCGCAACUGUGGGAGAACGUCUUCCUCGGCCCUGUACUCGCGCACCUCCCGGUCCACCUUAUCGGUCUCUGCGGCAUCCUCGGCGCCUCCUCCCUUCUCGCUCUCACCGCCGACCUCAUCUCCCUACUCACUCUCCCAUUCUUCGCCUGCUACGUCGCGGCUACGCUCGUCUAUCGCUGGAGCCUGAGUACGCUCAGCGCGCUAUUCAACGUCUUCCGAGGGCGCAAGUACAACCCGCUACGCAGCCGAGUCGAGCCUGCGACGUAUGAUGUGGACGCCCUGCUCCUCGGAACAAUCCUCUUCGUCACGAUCAGCUUCCUCUUCCCGACACUCGUGGCGUUCUACCUCGCUUUCGCCUCGUCUCGUCUGCUCAUACUUAGCGUCCAGGCCGUGCUACUGAUGGGCGUCAGCGCGCUCAACGCCUUCCCGCUCUUCGCGCUGCUCCUGCGACUCAAGUCGCCUCGCCGGCUGCCAGGAGGAGUCGAUCUCGAGGCUUGCGACGACGUGCGGCAUUGGCCGGAGCGCCAUCUGCAUCUUCGGUCACGUCCCGUGUCUUACAUCGCGAUCUUGUCGUCGCUCCUCGUCGUCUUUGACGAGUUCCUCUCGCCUCGGGGGCUUCUCAAGGUGCUCCGACACUUGCUCCUUGGCCAGGUCAUCUGGUAA
Molecule: messenger RNA, 1737 nt
Organism: Rhodotorula toruloides NP11
Lineage: Eukaryota; Fungi; Basidiomycota; Microbotryomycetes; Sporidiobolales; Sporidiobolaceae
Product: phosphatidylinositol glycan, class Q
Exons: 12
Coding region: 1-1737 (578 amino acids)
Biological process (GO): GPI anchor biosynthetic process
Cellular component (GO): membrane; endoplasmic reticulum
Source: RefSeq, a predicted model, not a curated record